Molecule: messenger RNA, 1125 nt
Organism: Fonsecaea erecta
Lineage: Eukaryota; Fungi; Ascomycota; Eurotiomycetes; Chaetothyriales; Herpotrichiellaceae
Exons: 1
Coding region: 1-1125 (374 amino acids)
Molecular function (GO): nucleotide binding
Source: RefSeq, a predicted model, not a curated record
AUGACCAAAAUCCGGGUCGGCAUCGUCGGCCUGUCCAGCAAGCCGGGGGCCUGGGCGGCACUGGCUCACCUCCCCCGGCUGGCGUCGUCGCCCAACUUUGAGAUCGUCGCCAUGUGCAAUUCCACCCUCGCGUCCACCAAGGCCGCCAUCACCGCCCACAACCUGUCCGAGGACACGGUCAAGGCCUACGACUCGUACGACGCCAUCGCCGUCGACCCGGACGUCGACCUGUUCGUGGUCUCCACCCGGGUCGACAGCCACCUCGACGUCGUGGUGCCGGCACUCAAGGCCCGGCGCAACGUCUUCGUCGAGUGGCCCCUGGCCACCACCACCGAGGAAGCCCGCCAGAUCGCCGCCCUGGCCCGCGACCAGGGCGUGCGCACCAUGAUCGGGUUCCAGGCGCGGGCGUCGCCGUCCAUCAACAAGAUCCGGGAACUGGUCAGCACGGGGGCGGUGGGCGAGAUCCACAGCGUCAACUACCACGGCGUCAUCAACAACUGGCAGGACAACGCGGCGGACGAGCGCUACGCCCACUUCCUCCAACGCAAAGUCGGUGCGAACCCGCUGACCAUCUACGGCGGGCACGCCCUGGACUCCAUCCUCUUCGCGAUCGGCGAGCUGAAGCCGGGCACCUACCAAGCGCUGGCGGUCAACCUGCGUCCACGGAUGCCCAUCAAACGCGCCGCCGACGGCACAUUAUCCCCCGAGCUGUACGACAAGGACACGCCCGACCAGAUCCUGCUGCAGGGCCAAUUCGACCGCUCGCCCCCGGCCGUGCUGAGCUUCCACCUGCGAGGGGGCGCGCGGUUUCCCGACGCGCCGGGCUCGACAUGGGAGAUCUUCGGCACCAAAGCGAUCCUGGUGGUGACCUUUGCCAGCGCGGGCCCGCAGAUGGCCAAAGCCCUGACCUUUCGGCGGUACGAUCUGGCCACCAAGGCGGUGGAGGACAUCGUGGUCGACGAGGGCGGGGACGAGUGGACGUCCCUACCGAACCAGGGCCAGAAUAUCGGGCGGCUGUACGAGGCCUACGCCGCGGGGGCCGGGUACGCGGAUUUCGAUCUCGCGGUCAAGAGGCAUGAGUUGUUGGAUGAGUUCUGGGCGUCGAUGGAGGGUCGUCAGGCAUGA